GAGGGCCCUUGGAGGGCGGAGGGCGGGGCGCGGCGCGGGGCGGAGCGGGCCGACGGGGCUCUCCGCCCGCCCGAGGCUCUCUGGAUCUGGCCGCGUCCCGUCCGGCCAGGCUGAAUCGCGGCCAGAAGUGGGAGCAGCGCGCUGAGCGCUGGGGACGGCGCUUGGCUGAAAAGGCGCCCUCGGCCAGAGCGCCGGCCCAGGUGUGAGAGCCGGCGGCGCGGGGCUGCGGGAACGCGGCCACCCCGGCGGAGCGGCACCCGGGAACGCGGUGUUCAGCACCCGCCAGGGCGCUCCUUGGACUACUCCGCGCGUCUCCGGGAGCCAGAGCCCUGCAGGUGCCGCCUCUCCUCGCCCUCUAGCUGCAGCCGCCGGACCAUGGAGUCGCCGGUUCAGAUCUUCCGCGGGGAGCCGGGCCCCACCUGCGCCCCGAGCACCUGCCUGCUCCCCAACGACAGCGGCUGGUUCCCGGGCUGGGCCGAGCCGGACGGCAACAGCAGCGCGGGCUCCGAGGACGCGCCUCUGGAGCCCGCGCACAUCUCCCCGGCCAUCCCGGUCAUCAUCACGGCGGUCUACUCCGUGGUGUUCGUCGUGGGCUUAGUGGGCAACUCUCUGGUCAUGUUCGUGAUCAUCCGAUACACGAAGAUGAAGACAGCAACUAACAUUUAUAUAUUUAACCUGGCUUUGGCAGAUGCUUUAGUUACUACAACCAUGCCCUUCCAGAGCACGGUCUAUCUGAUGAAUUCCUGGCCAUUUGGGGAUGUGCUGUGCAAGAUAGUCAUUUCCAUUGACUACUAUAACAUGUUUACCAGCAUAUUCACCUUGACCAUGAUGAGUGUGGACCGAUACAUUGCUGUGUGCCACCCUGUCAAGGCUUUGGACUUCCGCACACCCUUGAAGGCAAAGAUCAUCAAUAUCUGUAUUUGGCUUCUGUCUUCAUCUGUUGGCAUAUCUGCAAUAGUUCUUGGAGGAACCAAAGUCAGGGAAGACGUGGAUGUCAUCGAGUGCUCCUUGCAGUUCCCGGAUGAUGAUUACUCCUGGUGGGACCUCUUCAUGAAGAUCUGCGUCUUCGUCUUUGCCUUCGUGAUUCCUGUCCUCAUCAUCAUUAUCUGCUACACCCUGAUGAUCCUGCGCUUAAAGAGCGUCCGACUCCUUUCUGGCUCCCGAGAGAAAGAUCGCAACCUCCGUCGGAUCACCAGGCUUGUCCUUGUGGUGGUGGCAGUCUUCAUCAUCUGUUGGACUCCCAUUCACAUUUUUAUUCUUGUGGAGGCUCUGGGGAGUACCUCCCACAGCACGGCUGCCCUCUCCAGCUAUUACUUCUGCAUCGCCUUAGGUUACACCAACAGCAGCCUGAACCCCAUUCUUUAUGCCUUUCUUGAUGAAAACUUCAAGCGGUGUUUCAGGGACUUCUGCUUUCCCAUUAAGAUGAGGAUGGAGCGACAGAGCACUAGUAGAGUCAGAAAUACACUUCAGGAUCCUGCUUACAUGAAGGAUGUUGAUGGGAUAAAUAAACCAGUAUGACUAGUCAUGGAGAUGUCUCAUAGUUCUCUAGGAAGAGAAGAGUUCAAUGAUCUAGGUUUAACUCAGAUUACUACUGCAGUCUGAGAUGGAAAGGGAAAAUUUUUAACAAACUUUUAGAAAUCUCAUGGUUUGACGUCAUAAGAUACAGGUUGCAUUAGUGACCCAGGUCAGUGGAAGCAUCAAGGUUGUAGGGAUGGAAUACAAAAGACCUGAGCAAGCAAAUACAACCCCUCUCUAGGGCAGGGAAGCAAAGUUGACUCCCAGUUCCUUUGAUGGUCAAAGAAACAAGCCUUUUUCUUCUGGUUACCCAGGUUUAGUUCAGGAGCCAUCUGCUGUGGCCUUCGUAUGCAAUGUGCUUUGAAAAACUCUGUUUAGAAAACAGGAAAAGAAAAAACAAAACAUAGGUUUCAGAGCUUAGUGGGCAUCCAAUUCAGAUGCUUGACAUCGACAGCAACAACCUCAGUAAGAACAAGUACCAUUUCCAGGGCCCAUGCCCAGCUCACUUUAUAGUAUUUGGACACACUUUUCAUGUGGCUAUGUGGUGAGGAUUCCAGCUUAAGUAUGACAUGGACCCACGCCUGGGAUGUGUGAUGUUUAUAGUAGAAAUUAUCUUGAUAUUUAUGAGGUUACUUAAACUUGCAAAAGGUGGUUUCCAACAUAGUUUAGUUUCUUGAAAACUAUAUUUUGUUUUUUUACCAUGCUAUUCAGAUAAAUAAUCUCAUGAUAAAGUGUGUCUUGAUGUUAAGAAACAUAAGGUAGUUUAGAUACCACCUAAAGUAUAUAUAGUUUCAUCUGUAAAUAAUGGUAUAUGUACACAUUGGGAAUCAGCUUGCCUUCCAGCCAGGCAGUUUCCCAAGGGCACACUAAGGAUGUACUAAAUAUUUGAGUUAUUUAGAGUUGAUGCUGAAACAUUUCGCUGCAACAUAAACUUCUCUGGGAAUCAGUCAUGGCACCAUAUCUUUCAGACUCCCUGAGCACCGUUUAGUUCUUUAACAGUGCUCAUAACUCAUGUGUUAAUGAAUCACGAAAUAUUUAACUUGCUUCCAGGUUGUAGCCUUGGCAGAAUCUAGUUUCUAUACCGCAUCUCUUUAUGAAUAUAUAGCUAUUACUAGAUUCUUUCUAUUCAUGGAGGGAGGGCAUUUUGCUCAUGUAGAUCUUGAGAUAUUAUUUAGUAGCAUUCAGCAGGAAGUACAAUUGUUCCUAAUUGUGGGCUGAAGGAGGACAUUAUGUCAUUUGUGUUGCUUGGACAUAUCUUGCACUGUGUUUAUGAAAAGCAUACCUGCUGGGGAUAAUGCCAUGAGCAGCACAUUUAGGGUAAUUUUCUUAAAACUUCUAGAUGAUAUAUAAAUUCCCUCUUCUUUCUCCUGAAACUUAGUUUUCAGAGGUAAUGGCUUUUUCUUUCAUUUGCCUGGGCAGAAGAAAGGGAUAAUUUAGAAAUAACACCCAUCUCUUCUUUAAGCCUAUAUGUUAUUAGGGUAGCACUUUCUGGAAUUUAGUAGGAAAAUCAGUUGUAAAGAUCUAAAUAACUAUAGACAUGACUACGUCUGUAAGUUCUGUUCACUGUGUGCUCUCUCUUGUGUAUAUAUUCUCUCCUUUUGGAAACAGACCUUGCAUUAAAGAUUUUAUAUGUGGCUUCAGAA
Molecule: messenger RNA, 3158 nt
Organism: Equus caballus (horse)
Lineage: Eukaryota; Metazoa; Chordata; Mammalia; Perissodactyla; Equidae
Gene: OPRK1
Product: opioid receptor kappa 1
Biological process (GO): sensory perception of pain; neuropeptide signaling pathway; G protein-coupled opioid receptor signaling pathway
Cellular component (GO): neuron projection; plasma membrane
Molecular function (GO): dynorphin receptor activity; neuropeptide binding
Source: RefSeq, a predicted model, not a curated record